AUGGCUGCUACAUUCAACUUCAUGUCUCGACGCUCGGUCAGAGCCGUCAACUGUCAUAUCUCAAGAUCCUCCACUCAAAGCUCCAUAGUACCGGUCUUGUGUUCGGCACAGGCAGCUCUCCCCGCAAUCCGCCGAGGCUUCGCAUCACCCUCCAACAACAGCCUCUCUAUCCUGCAAUGCCGGCGCAAAUUGCAGCCUCUAGGUCUCUGUCCACCUUCGCUUACCUCCAAUUACCAAGUUCGGCACAACAGUGAUGAGCCGGGACCCAAGUUCCGGCAAUGGGAGUUUGACGAGAUCACCGCUGCCCUCCCAUCAUCCACACCUUCCCCCUCUCACAAACCCGUCAUUCUCAUCGAUGUCCGCGAACCCGCCGAGCUGGCCAGCACCGGCGUGAUCCCAACUGCUGUCAACAUCCCCUUUGCCUCCCAGGCGGACGCACUCUACCUGACCGAAGAUGAAUUUGAGACACGUUUUGGAUUUCCCAAGCCAAUUCCGUCUCCGGACCAGCAGGUUGUCUUCUACUGCAAGGCGGGUGUGCGGGCGCGCUUCGCAGCGCAAAUGGCCGUCCAGGCCGGGUACAACCAGGAUCAAGUCGGUGUGUACAAUGGGAGUUGGUUGGAUUGGGAGAAGAAGGGAGGGGAGACGGAGCGAUGGGAAGGCGAAGUCGUGUGA
Molecule: messenger RNA, 672 nt
Organism: Penicillium diatomitis
Lineage: Eukaryota; Fungi; Ascomycota; Eurotiomycetes; Eurotiales; Aspergillaceae
Product: rhodanese-like domain-containing protein
Exons: 2
Coding region: 1-672 (223 amino acids)
Cellular component (GO): mitochondrion
Molecular function (GO): thiosulfate-cyanide sulfurtransferase activity
Source: RefSeq, a predicted model, not a curated record